AUGGCACCAUGUUCGCGCUGGGGAUGGUUCUUGAUCGUCGCCCUCGUCCUCCUGCUCACGCUCGUUCCGUCCGUCGAGGGCCACCGCAGCAAGAAGAGGCCUCAACAGCCCCCUCAAGCGCCCGCGCCAGUACCGGCACCAUCAAUAGUCCCUGUGCCACCACCCGUCGUGCCUCCUCCGGCCCCGGUUCCUCCACCGUCCCCAGCACCACCUCCGACACCACCUACGAAACCACCUACGAAACCAUCUACGACACCGUCUAGGAAACCAACUGCAGCACCCACUACGAAACCGCUGCCACGGCCGGCCCCGGUAGCACCAGCGCCGAAACCAAAACCUGCACCACCGGCGUCAAAACCACAACCUGUACCACCAAAGCCCAAGCCCGACUUUACUGAUGAGGAGAUAAACAACGGGACAGCGUUGGCGAAGCUGAACUUGAGGGCACUCAAGAAUGCGCGGACCAUGAACACACCGCAAACACAUCUAGGCGACAACAAUCCAUGCCAAGGCGCGAAUGUGCCCAUGCGUAAGGAAUGGCGGUCUCUGCCACCACCUGAACGCAAGGCUUUCAUUGCGGCUGUCCAGUGUAUCAUGAGGCAGCCUGUCUUGUCAGAUCCGAAGCGGGUUCCCAUGGCGAAAUCCCUUUACGACGACUUUGUCGCGGUUCACUACACCAGUUUCAAGAACACACAUCUUACUGCGUCUUUCUUCGCCUGGCACCGGUAUUAUCUCGCCAGUUUUGAACAGAGAUUGCGCUCUCAGUGUGGAUAUAAAGGAGCUCUGCCCUACUGGGAAUGGGGCCUGGACAUCAACAACCCGGCCGCCUCGCCCGUUUUCGACGGAUCCGAGACAUCGCUAGGAAGCGACGGCGAAUUCAUCCCCCACGACGGCCUCCGACUCCGCCAGCCGUUCACAAAGAACCUCAUCACCCUCAAACCAGGCUCCGGCGGCGGCUGCGUGAAAGAAGGCCCUUUCAAGGACAUGCGGGUACACAUCGGUCCCGCCGCGCUGGCGCAGUACGGCACGGACAAGCCCUUCAACGUCUCGAACCCGCUCGAGGACCUCCCGCGGUGCCUCAAGCGGGACCUGAACAAAGACGUCGCCACCCGCUUCAACUCGUUCCGUAACACGACACUGCUCAUCCUCCAGCAGACGACCAUCAAGAACUUCUCGUCCCUGCUGCAGGGCGACGACCGCUUCUUCCCCAACACGCUCGGCGUCCACGGCGGCGGCCACUUGAUCAUCGGCGGCGACCCCGGCGCGGACGCCUUCAUCGCGCCCGGGGAUCCCGCCUUCUGGCUGCACCAGGCCCAGGUCGACCGCGUUUACUGGAUCUGGCAGAACCUCAACUUCAGAAACCGGCAGGACGUCUUCGGCACCAUGACGCUGCAGGACAACCCCAAGAGCCCUAACGGCAGCGUCGAGGACGCCAUCGACCUGACGCCCAUCAAUUCGCCGGUAAAGAUCAAGUACCUGAUGAAUACGGCGUCCGGCGCGCCAUUAUGCUAUAUGUACCAGUGA
Colletotrichum higginsianum IMI 349063 is the source of this 1524-nucleotide messenger RNA. RefSeq names its product Tyrosinase central domain-containing protein. The coding region runs from base 1 to 1524 and encodes 507 amino acids. Lineage: Eukaryota; Fungi; Ascomycota; Sordariomycetes; Glomerellales; Glomerellaceae. The transcript is spliced from 4 exons. The record is from RefSeq and is a predicted model, not a curated record. Gene Ontology annotation, molecular function: oxidoreductase activity.